UAUAUAUGAAACGACUUGUCAAGUACGAGAACGCUCGCCUGGAAAACACAUGUGUAGGAAGAAGAAACUGUGUAAAUCACAGUUUCAUGCAGAUUCCCGUAGGCAUCUUUUCAAACGUGUGGAUGUUGGAAUAACAAGCUACAUCCCCCUAAUUAUAUAUUACUGGACUUUCCACAUUUCCCAAAGAAAUUCAGAGCAUUUCAUGGAUCUGACACUUUGGGGAAAGUCACGAAGUAUUAUAGUUUGUUAUUUUUGAACAUCGAUUGAUGAACAGAGUGCCAACGUGAGCAUCCAAAUAGAGGAGAAACAGAGAUUCAUUGCCAAAGGAGUUGAAAUCUCGCUAUCGUUCAGAAGAUGCAGGGUGACCCGGUGUACGACUAUCCUGACUCUCGGCCCGUGGGGGACAGACGGGCAUGUCCACAAAGAGGAUCCUUGAGGAGCAUCAGUGUACUGGACCGGCUCUUGCUGACGCAUCCUGUGUGGCUUCAGCUCUCUGUUAACUCGGCUACAGCUUUACACAUACUGCGACGUGAGCCCCCCGGGACCUUCCUGGUGCGUAAAUCCAGUACAUCACAGAAGAAAAUGCUGUGCGUCCGGCUGGCAGAUGACAGUAUGCCGUCAUUCUUCAAACAGGUUGUUAUCCGAGAAGAGGACUCAGCAUUCUCUUUGGAAAGCUCAGGAAUCAGUUUCCCAGACCUGUGCAGACUCAUUGCCUUCUACUGUGUCAGUCGGGAUGUGCUUCCUUUCACUCUGGAGCUGCCUGAAGCAAUAGCCAAGGCUUCUUCACACAAACAGUUGGAGUCAAUAUCUCAUAUGGGUGUGGAGUUCUGGAGUUCCCACUUAAAUGUCCGGGGUCCUCGUAAUGAACCUCCUGCCGCUGACAAACUCUUGCCCCCAGCUCCAAGCCCAGAAGACUGCUCAACGCCCAUUAACCCAAACCCCACCCCAUUCCAGGAGCUUUGUCCAAUCCAAACACGGAGUCCCUGUGAGCUGAAUUACGGGGGAGGCAAAGGUUUAUGUUUCGUCAACCCCCUCUUCCUACAAGACUACCCUGGUCGCAACGCCAUGCGCAGACGCUAUCAUUUCAAAACCAGCGUAAAGGUUCGAGUCUCCACUGAAAAUUCCAGUUCCCUCUCACCACCUGUCACCCCACCACCUCCACCACCGUUACUGGCUAAAGCCAAAUGCAAAGCGAGAUUAAAAGCUGCAAAACAGAUGACCCCACCUGAUGUAGUUGAGCCUGGUGAGGAAGCUGUCAAGAAGACCGUGCAGGAAGACACAGACUAUAUGCAACCUUGUGUAGUGUCUCAGAAGAAGAGCAUGGUCACCCCUACUCUUUCUCCCACUGCUGAAGACGACUAUCAGAUGCCCAAAGCUCUUCAGAAGGCCCAGCUGACAAUCCUGGAGCAGAAAGGACAGGAGGAAGAUGAGGACGAGGAGGAAGGGCUUGUUCUGGAACAGCGACACGCUCCGUCCCUUAGUGAGCUGGACAGCAGCAGUUCGCUUAGCAGCCUCGACGAGACUGAGGAGAGUCCCGAGCGCCCUCCCCUCGUACGAGGCACUAGCAACCCAGUCACGCCACCUCCCAGGAAGUCCAUGUCCGCCCUACGCAAGAUGAGCGCCGCCUUCAUAUCCUUUUUCGCCCCAGAGAAGCGAGUGGCGCGGAUGGUGGAGGACCUGUCUCGUGACCGCCGGAUGGCGUUUGGCUCUCUAGUUCAAGACUUCCUGAGGCAGCAGAGAGAAGCUUUGAAGCCCCAGUGCUUGACCUCUGCUGUACAGCUGCUGCAGGAUUUGCGUCUCUUCAUCAGUCAAGCCAAAGCGUUCCUUCUGGAGUGUGGAGAGCUUGAACCUCCAAUAGAAACUCUUCUGACUGAGAACGAGAAAGACCAAGCGCUGGAGAAAGCCAUGUUUCGAUGUGUGCUGAAGCCUCUGAAGCCUCAGAUUGAUGCGGCUCUUCAGACCUUGCACAAACAAGAUGGUUCCUUCCAGAGAAUGACGGACAGCUUGCAAAGAGCCAAGCGAGUCUCACCGCAGAAGCUCUUUGGGGUUCAGGUGGGCGUUCCUGACGUCCAGGGCAUUGAGAAAAUCAAGCACAAGUUGACUCUAAUGCAGCGGGCUUAUUCGCCUAUUGACAAAGUGCUGCUACUCCUGCAGAUCUGCAAACUCAUUUACAAAGCCAUGAAAAACAAAUCAGGUCAGGAAUUUGGAGCAGAUGACUUCCUGCCUGCUCUCUCCUACGUGAUGGUGUUGUGCAAUAUGCCGGAGAUCUCUCUGGAGGUGGAGUAUAUGAUGGAGCUUUUGGAAAGCUCUUGGCUUACAGGAGAAGGGGGUUACUAUCUGACAAGUGUCUAUGCCAGUCUGAGUCUGAUUCAGAGUCAGCCAGAGGAUGUGCCACCCAGCGGCCUCACAAACCAGGCCAGAGAGUCUCUGAAAGAAUGGAGUCGGCGUCGGAGCAACGAAACCACAAAUCAGAAAGACAGCAAAUUGCACCAGAAAUUUAUAAAGGUGCUGUUUCAAGAUGGAGACCGUAGCAUGGUGAAAACUCUAAUGUGGAAGACAGCGCUCAACACUGAGGCUAUGGCUCAGCUCUGUGCUUUGAAAUUUGGGGUGGACCGGCCGGAGGAAUAUAGCCUGUUCUGGAGGACAGAUGGGGAGUUAACACCUCUCCCGUCUAACGCCCAGUUUCAAGACCUGCAGAGCAUGGGCUUGAGUGGGGUUCCCCUUAUUUACCAGGCGUCCAACCAGGAUGAAAGGUCCCAGAAGCUGAACAGAGGGGGCGCGGUGGAUCUCACAGAGGAGGCUUCAUAAAAUGAGACUUUUUGUUGGAUGCCAUAUGUAGGUCAAAGCGAUUCUUUAUUUUAUACAGCAUGCCUGGUUUGUCACAUAAAAGCUGAUAAUAUGCUUGUAAUGGAGCUCAAAAAUGAUUCAAGCUGUAUUUCCACUAAAUUAAUUUAAUGUUGACUGCAAGAUUACUCUCUUAAAUGUUCUUUAUUGGCAUCUAUGGUUCCAUGAAGAACCUUCAACAGCCACUAAACCUUUCCACUGCACAAAAUGUUCUUUAUAGUAAAAAAAAAAGGUUCUUUAGAUUGGGAAGCCAAAAUGGAUCUUCCAUGGUAUCGCUGCAAAAUCCCUCUUUUGAAACUUAUUUAUAAGAGUGUAUAAUGUAAGAUGCAAAAUCAGCCUAUUUUUGUGUUCAUUACUGGUAAUUAUGGAUAGUGUUCAGCUGGUGUUGUGUGAGAUUUCAUUGGGCUAAACUAUAAGGCAUUUCCUUUUGUUAUAUUAUUUUUAAUUUUCUUAUAGGUUGGUUAUUAAUGACUGGAUUCAUUACUCCAACUUUUAGUGUUUUUUUUUUUUUCCUUUUAGUCUUUUCUAAUGUAAAAACUGUGUGGGUAAUUAAAUUUCUCAUUGAUGAGAUGGUCAGUAUUGAGUUACUGGAUUUUAUCUUAUUGUUCACCUUGUAUCAUGAUAAUAUUUAUAUGAAUGCACUGUACAAAUGUUUUGGUAUUUUGAAAGUAAACAACAAUACAAUA
This is a messenger RNA of Ctenopharyngodon idella (grass carp), 3530 nucleotides long. It is a transcript of the gene rin1a, whose product is annotated as Ras and Rab interactor 1a. Gene Ontology annotation, biological process: vesicle-mediated transport. The record is from RefSeq and is a predicted model, not a curated record. Gene Ontology annotation, molecular function: small GTPase binding; guanyl-nucleotide exchange factor activity. Lineage: Eukaryota; Metazoa; Chordata; Actinopteri; Cypriniformes; Xenocyprididae. Gene Ontology annotation, cellular component: cytosol; endocytic vesicle. The coding region runs from base 355 to 2808 and encodes 817 amino acids. The transcript has 11 exons.